AGCGGGCGGGGCUGAGCCCGGAGGCUCCGGGCCGGCCGGGGCGGGGCAGAGGCGCGGUCGGCGGCCACACCAGUUCAGCUGUCGCCUCGGCUCCACGUCGCCACAGGGCCAGUGGGCUGGAGCGCACGGAGCCCAAGCCAGGGGCAGCGUGCAGAGCUAUGGCGGGGCCCGGGCCGGGGGACCCGGACGAGCACUACGACUUCCUGUUCAAGCUGGUGCUGGUGGGCGACGCGAGCGUGGGCAAGACGUGCGUGGUGCAGCGCUUCAAGACUGGCACCUUCUCGGAGCGCCAGGGCAGCACUAUCGGCGUGGACUUCACCAUGAAGACGCUGGAGAUCCAGGGCAAGCGGGUCAAGCUGCAGAUCUGGGACACAGCUGGCCAGGAACGGUUCCGCACCAUUACCCAGAGCUACUACCGCAGUGCCAAUGGGGCCAUCCUUGCCUACGACAUCACCAAGAGGAGCACCUUCCUAUCAGUGCCCCAUUGGAUUGAGGAUGUAAGAAAGUAUGCAGGCUCCAGCAUUGUACAGCUUCUGAUUGGGAACAAGUCUGACCUGGCUGAGCUUCGGGAGGUCCAGCUGGCUGAGGCACAGAGCCUGGCUGAGCACUAUGACAUCUUGUGUGCCAUUGAGACAUCUGCCAAGGACUCAAGCAAUGUGGAGGAGGCCUUCGUGCAGGUUGCCACUGAGCUCAUCAUGCGACAUGGGGGCCCUAUGUUCAGUGAGAAAAGCACCGACCUCAUCCAUCUGGAUAGCAAGGACAUUGGGGAGAGCUGGGGCUGUGGGUGCUGACGGGCAUGGCUGGGCUCCCUCCUUCUCUUGGGCUCUGCACUGGAAGGAGAUGCUGGGAAGGAGGAACCAGACUUCCUGCAGUGCCUGGUGGCUGGGACAAUGAGCUGUGUGUUCUCUACAUUCUAGGACUGCCCUGCAACCUGUCUGACCCCAGGGUGGGAUGGGUUGCCCCAUGCCAUCUUCUUCUUUGCCCAAUGAACUUGACUUUGCAGCUGGUACCCAGAUUAUGCCAGGCUCUUGGGUUCUCUGUCCAGUCUAGUGAGCAGGAGCUAGCUGGACCAGUUCUUGAGUGUAGCCUGUUGAUUCCCCUGCCAAAAGUGGCUUUUUCCCUCAUGUCUGCCACAGCCCUGGAAGUCCCCUGGGCCUGGCUUGCUUCCCUAUCAAGAUCUCAGUUUACUGGUUCUCCAUGUGGCUUCUCAUUUUUCAUUAGCACAAGUGUGGGUAUCAUGGCCCGUGGCAGCUGGAUAUGGCCACAGUGACUAAGCCUUCGGCCUAAGGGGCUAGGAGCUGGCAGGAGAAGGACACUGAAGGGAGAAGCAGCAGCCUUGAGGCACCAGGAUGCAGAAGAGCAGUGGAGGGUAUGCUCAGUUUCUCAAGGUAGGGCUGGGUGCUCAGCAACAAGCCUCAAAGCCACCUGAGUCUGAGGGCCCAGGGGCCCUGGGUGCCCAGCCUCAUUCCUGGGUUCACAGAUCCUCCUGCCACUGUGUUCAUGAUCACCUGCUCCCUAGAGGCCCAGGAAGCCCACGGUUUCUCAAUAACAAAGGCCUCACCUGGAGGCAUGGCCAGCUGACUUUCAUACCCCAGGCCUGUAAUGGUCUCAAGCUAUGCAGGGUGCUAAGGUUGGACAGCAGGUGGGGACCCCUAAAAGACAGCACCAUCCACUGCACAGGGGGAACAGGAUCCUCCCUAUGUACCUUGGCCCUGGCUGUUCGCUGUUCUCUGAGGUUUGGGGUUCAUUGACUCAGUGGUGGUGGUCGUGUACCACCCAGGUGGUCCUUGCCGUACUGCAAGCACAGUGGCCACAGAAGACCCUUUCCUGGGGCUGGGGCAUGGACUUGCUUUCCAGCUGAGACUUGGGUCGGUGGGUGAGCAUGGCGCCCAUGGGGGGCAGGGUCCAGGUGGGUGAGGAGCUACAUUCUCAUGCUGCAUUCCCAACAGCUGCUGAGCCUCUGCCCUCCGUGAUGCUGGGCCUGGGGUGAGCCUCGUUCUGCUAGUUCCAGUUGGCCUGUGCUGUUGGCACCACCCUGGCCCUCCACUGCUGCACCUGAGCCUGCAACCUCUGCCAGGGCUGAGGCCUCUGGGGUCACUGUUAGGACAUGUAGAGCUGAGUCUACCUGGGCACAAAAAGGUCACUUGGAGGGUGACCCUGCAAAGCCCUGCUCUUGGGUGACAGAGCACACUGGGAUCAGGGGUGGUCAUUAGAG
Messenger RNA from Octodon degus (degu), 2215 nucleotides. RefSeq names its product ras-related protein Rab-43. The record is from RefSeq and is a predicted model, not a curated record. Lineage: Eukaryota; Metazoa; Chordata; Mammalia; Rodentia; Octodontidae. The coding region runs from base 159 to 791 and encodes 210 amino acids. Gene Ontology annotation, biological process: regulation of exocytosis; protein secretion. Gene Ontology annotation, molecular function: GTP binding; GTPase activity. Gene Ontology annotation, cellular component: trans-Golgi network. The transcript is spliced from 3 exons.